Molecule: messenger RNA, 2202 nt
Organism: Anopheles moucheti
Lineage: Eukaryota; Metazoa; Arthropoda; Insecta; Diptera; Culicidae
Product: sodium-dependent serotonin transporter
Exons: 7
Coding region: 1-2202 (733 amino acids)
Biological process (GO): sodium ion transmembrane transport; serotonin uptake
Cellular component (GO): membrane; neuron projection
Molecular function (GO): serotonin:sodium:chloride symporter activity; serotonin binding
Source: RefSeq, a predicted model, not a curated record
AUGGGAACCGAGCCGGGGACGACCAAUUCCUCCGGUUCGGGUGGUUCCGGUUCACGUGGAGCCAAAAAGCGCGACUCGUGGCAUACGGCACCCGGCACCAAUGGAACGUCCGGCGAUGGUGGACGCGAUGAGCCGCCCGAUUCAUCCGACACGGCAGGCCAGGCCGUUGCUAGCCCGAAGGAGCCAGCCUCCAAUGGAAAUUCGGCCCCGACCAAGACAACGCACCCGGCCACUACGGAGACAGCACAGAUUCUCCAAAGCAAGGAACGCAACCUUGUAGUGGCGUUAACGGGUGAACGGCGCCGUGAAACCUGGAGCCAAAAGGCGGAGUUCUUGCUGGCCGUGAUUGGAUUUGCGGUAGAUUUGGGCAAUGUGUGGCGCUUUCCCUACAUCUGCUACCAGAACGGGGGUGGUGCAUUUCUCAUUCCGUACUGUAUUAUGCUGCUGUUUGGAGGAUUACCACUGUUCUACAUGGAACUUGCCUUGGGACAGUUUCAUCGGUGCGGUUGCCUCUCCAUCUGGAAACGCAUCUGUCCGGCGCUGAAAGGUGUCGGGUACGCAAUCUGCCUGAUCGAUAUCUACAUGGGCAUGUACUACAACACCAUCAUCGGUUGGGCCGUGUACUAUUUGUUCGCCUCGUUCAGCUCCGAACUGCCCUGGACCAAGUGUGGCAAUCCGUGGAACACGGAGAACUGUUCACCGGUCACCGGGCGGGUCAAUGCAACGCUCGCCUCCACUACCACGGCCGCACCGACGGUGACGACUACGCUCAUGUCAUCGAUGACCACGAAUGCAGCGUCAGCCGGUGUGACACUGGUUGCGUCUGCACUGGGCAACUCGACAAUGGCCACCAUGCAUCCCCAGUACUAUCCGCAUGAGCAACACCUGCUGUCCAGCACACUGCCAACGAUGCUGUCCAAUCUGACCACCAGCACCAUGGCGACCGUGGCAGGAGUUGUCAGCAAUGGGCCUGCCCUGUCCAGUCCGGCGAGGGAAUUUUUUGAACGGCAGGUAUUGGAGCAGUACAAAUCGAACGGACUGGACUUUAUGGGACCGGUCAAACCUUCGCUCGCGCUCUGCGUCUUCGGUGUGUUCGUGCUGGUAUACUUCUCGCUCUGGAAAGGGGUUCGUAGUGCCGGGAAGGUGGUAUGGGUGACGGCACUCGCACCGUACGUCGUACUGCUCAUUCUGUUGGCCCGUGGUGUAACGCUUCCUGGUGCCGCCGAAGGUAUUCGCUACUAUCUAACGCCCCAGUGGGAUAAGCUCAACAACUCUCGUGUUUGGAUCGAUGCUGCCUCACAGAUCUUCUUCUCCCUUGGACCCGGUUUCGGUACACUGUUGGCCCUCUCGAGCUACAACAAGUUUAACAACAACUGCUAUCGAGACGCGCUGCUAACGAGUAGCAUCAACUGUCUCACCAGCUUCCUGGCUGGGUUCGUCAUAUUUUCCGUGCUCGGCUAUAUGGCGCAGGUGCAGAACAAAUCGAUCGAGGAGGUUGGCCUGGAGGGUCCGGGCUUGGUGUUUAUCGUCUAUCCGGAAGCGAUUGCCAUGAUGAAGGGUUCGGUGUUUUGGUCGAUCAUCUUCUUCCUGAUGCUGAUCACACUCGGCCUAGACUCGACGUUCGGUGGACUGGAGGCGAUGAUUACGGCACUUUGCGAUGAAUAUCCGCGUACGAUCGGACGUCGUCGAGAGCUGUUUGUGUUGAUCUUGCUUGGACUGAUCUACAUCUGCGCGCUUCCCACUAUGACAUACGGUGGCGUGUACUUGGUAAACUUUCUGAACGUGUACGGGCCCGGACUGGCGAUACUGUUCGUAGUGUUUGUGGAAGCGGCCGGCGUCUUUUGGUUCUACGGUGUGGAGAACUUUUCCGCCGACAUCGAGCAGAUGUUGGGUAAGAAACCGUCACUGUUCUGGCGCAUCUGCUGGAAGUACAUCAGUCCAACAUUUUUAUUCUGCAUACUGAUAUUUUCGCUGCUCGGGUACGAGGAAAUGCUUGGCGAGGAGUAUGAAUAUCCCGAGUGGAGUGUGGCUGCCGGUUGGGCAUUAACACUAUCAUCGGUCUUGUGCAUCCCAACUUAUGUGAUCUAUAAAUUUUUGAAAAGUCCCGGCAACUGUGAAGAUCGCUUGAGACGCACCUUCAAACCAGAACCGUUGAUACCGACGGCUAUCCCCGGCCAGCUGUAUACGGGCACCGCCGUCUGA